Messenger RNA from Bursaphelenchus okinawaensis, 2023 nucleotides. NCBI's taxonomy places the organism in Eukaryota, Metazoa, Nematoda, Chromadorea, Rhabditida, Aphelenchoididae. The record is from the annotation of a GenBank genome assembly.
AUGGGUGUUAAAGAGUUGAAUUUAAACGAAGAAUUGGAUAUUACUGGAUUCUCAAAGAAAUGGGUUUUGAACAAAUUGGACAAACAUUGUGACGACUAUGUUGCUGCCAAAGAGGAUAGAAAAGUUGUUGAUGUGAGUAAGCAUUGAAUUUCGAAUUUGAGGUUAUGUGAAAAAUGUAAAAUACGAAAUUAGAUACUGCGAGCUAAAAAUAAUUUUUAAAUAAUGCUUUUUAGAUAGAAGCCAACGACGUUUCUGAUGGCAAAGGCUUCUUGUCGAGAGUCUUUAUCACAAAAAUUACUUUCGACGAUUUUACUGAUUAUGUUUUGGCCAUGAAAGUACCAACAUACGAUAUCCUAGAAGAGAAAUUCAAAACUAUGGAUGGAGUUGAUGUAAGUUGCCAUAAGAAGUGUUAAAUAAAAAAAAAUUUAAAUUUGGAAAAUUAGUAUUAAUCCAUUGUCUAAUUCUGAAUGAGUUAACGUAAUUUUUAUAUAUUUUAGCUCAUUUAUAUUUGGACAAAAUAAUGCAAAGCAUUACCAAUAUUUUGCCUUAACAUUUUGAUCAAUAACCCCACUAAACCAAGAUUUUCAGCAAGCAAGCGCUGAAGAAAUGAAAAAAAGUUUGGCCGAUGCUCAUAAUAUUGAAUGUGAUGCCAUUACUAUGGUAGACUCAUUCAAAGACUUUCCAUCGCCCAAAAUAUAUUACACUGAAAAGUCGAACCGAGGCUUUGAAUCUGGCCUACCAAACAGAGAUUCGCCAGGAAUAAUCAUGAUGACAGCCAUAAAUGGCGCUUCCUUGGGUGCUUUUAGAACUGUCACUAAAGAACAAUGUCUAAACUUUGUCAGAGACUUUGCAACGCUUCAUGACUGCAUCGCUCAGAUGCCAGAAAAAGAAUGGAAGAACAAGUUUCAAAGUGAAUUGCAUUGGCAGAAGGAUAUGUUUGAGACAGCCAAAUGUGCUAUUGAUAAAGUUCAUCAAGUUUUUCCGGGUAAGGAUUUGUAUAAGUAUUAAAAAUGUUAGAGUAACCUGAGAACUGUAGCUUUGUAAGAGUGCGGAAGUAAAACAAAGUCUGUUGACUCGACUUGUGAAACAUAAAAUAUUAAGCUUUUUUAGAAAUUUCUGAAAUCACCAACAUCUUUAAAACCCUGAAUUGGCAAAACUACACAAAGUAUGCUUUACAUGAUCGACCAGCCGCACUGAAUGCUUGGACUUAUAUUCACGGUGAUACGUGGACGAACAACAUUAUGUUCAAGAAACACGAAGAUGGCAGUGUGUCAGAUGAAGUUCUGGCUUAUAUUGACUAUCAAAUUGGAUUUGAAGGUAAAUAAUAUUUACACAGCUUCAGUAGACAAAUGCGACAUAUUAUAUUGUUAUAGGUUAAAUAUUAUAUAUAAGUUUUGCGCAUAGAAUAAUUUUUUCUGUUAGUGGUACGAUAGUUAUCGUUAAAACUAAAAAUAUAUUAAUAUACUUUAAGGUAACCCUCUCUUUGACAUUGUUCGCUUCUUUACGUUCUGUGCUGAUGGUGAAGUUCGAAGAGAAGUCAAAGAUAUUGCACUUAAAACAUACCACGAUCGAUUGACAGAGUUGUACAGCAAACGUGGUGCUAAUUUGCCGUACACUUUAGAAGCUGUAAGUUUCGAAUUUUAUGUUAAAGUUUUAAUACCUAAAAACUAGCUCAAAAAAUUUUUUUAAAUAAGCGGUUAUACCCCAUUUUUUAAAAGUUUAUGAUUAACAUAUGAUAAUGGUUAUAUAGUUUUAGUUAAGUAAAUUUCAACCCUUAAUUUAUGCUGUCUUUCAGUGCCACGAGCUCUACGACCUAGCCUACCUUCACCAAGCCUACAUGUACACCAUGAUGGCCACAUUUAUGGAGAAAGAAGGUGUAGGGUUAUAUACUGAAGAAGUACGCGAAGCACAAAUAGCCAAAAGUUAUCUGAGGUGUAAAUUUGUCAUGAUUGAUGCUUUGAAAGUAUGGGAAAGUCGGAACUUAGCAAAGUUUAGAUUUUUGCCUACUCCAAAAGAGCUUUAA